GAGCUUAAAUAAUUGAGUGACACUGACGUCUGUUUGAUGGGAUAAAGAAGAAAGAAGUUUUAUAAAGUUUUUAUUUAUAUCUAUUUAAUUGUAUUUAUUACUCAAUAGGAAAUAAUUUUCUAAGUAUUAGUCUUAAAAUCAAACUUUUUACUAUAUUUUUGUUAUUAGUAAGAAUAACAAGAUGGAGGAUGAUGGGAGUGUAGUAACCGGUAACAACGACAAUUGUUGUCAAACCGUAAAUGCAAAGUGGCUUUGUCUCGAAGAUAUUUAUCAAAAGUUUCAUAGACCUAACUUCUACGAUAUUGGUUGCACCUAUAUUGCAGAUGUUCCUGACCAUAGGUACACGUAUAUGACAAGUCAAGUUGGUAAUAUUUUCCUUUUACAACUGUUUGUCUCAAGCCCCCAAGAAGGUUCAAUAAAUGUCACUGUAAGCAAUAGUAAUGAAAUGACCUUUGAUAAGAAGACUGGCGCUGUAUAUCUUGAUAAAAGUAUGAAGAAUUUUCGAGUACUUAGAGUAGGAGAGCGGGAAGCAAGCACUGGAUUUGUUACAACUUAUAGUUUCAGCGAUCUCGAUGUUGAGUGUUUAAAAGAUAAGACAUUAUAUAUAGCUAUAACAUUUAAAAAUUCUCAAAGUACAGAGAUAAAUUCCAGUACCAUGGAUUUUAUUGAUUUGUUAAAUGAUCCAGUAGGUGCUGAUUUCACAAUAGAAUCAUUGGAUGGGGAAAAGUUUUCAGUCCAUAAACUUCUUUUAGCUGGACAAAGUGAAGUAUUUAAAGCUAUGCUCAAAGAGGAGACUGCAGAGUCUCAGAAUAGUUAUGUAAAACUUGUUGAUGUUGGUAAAGAGGAUCUUCAAUGCAUUUUAGAGUUUAUUUACUCAGGAACAGUGAAAGAUUUAGAAAGCAAGAAUUGUUACAAUCUACUUAUGUUGGCUGAUAGAUUCAAUUUAAAUGGUCUUAAAGAAAUAACUCAGCAUGCAUUAUGUUAUCAAUUAACUCAUGACAGUGCACUGGAAAUUCUUGUAUUAUCUGAUAUGUAUAAUGCCAACUAUCUUAAAAGAGAGGCGUUAAAAUUUAUUAAGAAGUAUAAUUCCAUCUUAGACAGCUCUUUCUUUGAUGAGAUUAAAAAUGUGGACCUAGUCAGAGAAUUAUGUAGAUUUCUUGCUGCAUGAACGUCAGAAAUUGCAAAUUUGGUUGAACAUUAAAUUAUAAACAGGUGCUAUUUUAUAAAAAUAAUAAAAAA
Messenger RNA from Papilio machaon (common yellow swallowtail), 1239 nucleotides. RefSeq names its product BTB and MATH domain-containing protein 43. Gene Ontology annotation, cellular component: cytoplasm; nucleus. Bases 182 to 1168 code for a protein of 328 amino acids. The transcript has 2 exons. Lineage: Eukaryota; Metazoa; Arthropoda; Insecta; Lepidoptera; Papilionidae. Gene Ontology annotation, molecular function: ubiquitin protein ligase binding. The record is from RefSeq and is a predicted model, not a curated record. Gene Ontology annotation, biological process: regulation of proteolysis; proteasome-mediated ubiquitin-dependent protein catabolic process.